ACAGCGCGCUUCGCGCGCUACUCCAGCCAGCCAUACUUGUUCGGAUCGGAUCGGACUAGUCGGACGCCUAGCAUAUCCCAAAGAAUCUGUAAGGAUUACAGAUUCUUUGCAUAUCCUCUGUGGAUACUCCUUGGGCUAAUCGCCCGACGUCGGACGUGUAGACACUUUAGUGAAAUUGCUGGCAGUGUGACGUACGGUGUAAACACUAUUUGCAAAAAUAAUGUCAGAAGAAGAGCAUGUCAUUGAAACUGAUGAAAGUGAAGAAGAUGAGGAAAAAAUGGAUGAAGAUGGUGAAGAAGUUGCUCAUGCAUUUGGUCCAGAAGAAACUGAUAUUGAUCUAACACAUUGUAGAAUACGAAGAAUUGAAAAUUUUGAACAUCUAACUGCUGUCACAGAAUACUUUCAUCAUUUAAAACAAUUCUGCAGUUGGAAGUAUAUGACUACAACCAAUGAUUGUGAAAAUAAAGACAGCCAGACUUUGUGCUUGAGAAAUAAUUUGAUUAAAAAGAUUGAGAAUUUACACACCCUUACUACUUUAAGAGAGCUUGAACUGUAUGACAACCAAAUCACAAAAAUUGAAAAUCUUGAUGCUUUGGUUAAUUUAGAAAUACUCGACAUUUCUUUUAAUCGCAUUACAAAAAUUGAAAAUUUAGAUAACUUACUGAAUUUGAGAAAACUCUUCUUAAUCAACAACAAAAUCACCAAAAUUGAAAAUGUGGGGCAUUUAGAAAAUCUUGAAAUGUUGGAACUUGGAUCAAAUAAAAUAAGAAAAAUUGAAAAUUUAGAAGGAUUGAAAAAUCUGACAAGUUUGUUUUUAGGCAAAAAUAAAAUUUCAAAAAUUGAGAACCUGGAUUCCUUAGAGCAUUUAGAAUUGCUGAGUUUACAAAGUAACAGGAUUUGCAAAAUUGAAGGUUUGGAGAAUUGUGUCAACCUUGAACAUCUGUAUCUGAGCCAUAAUGGUAUAACAGAAAUUGAUGGACUUCAAAACAAUGCGAAAUUGAAAACUCUUGACAUGACCAGUAAUAAAAUAAAGAAAAUUGCAAAUGUUGAACAUCUAAUUGAUCUAGAAGAAUUCUGGUUCAAUGAUAAUGAAAUUGACUCAUGGGAAUGUCUGGAAGUUCUGAAAACUUUUGAAAAGUUGGAAACUGUAUACCUUGAGCAUAAUCCAGUCGAAAAGGAUCCAAUGUAUCGUAAAAAAAUUAUGCUUCUUGUACCCUGGAUUAAGCAGAUUGAUGCAACAAUGGCACAAGCUUAAAUGUCACUGUUUUCAUUAUUUAUCUUUAUGCAGGUUAAUUUCUAUGUGUUUUUCAUGCAGAAUUCUCAUUUUGUAUAUGAUCAAAACUUUGAUUUUUAGAGGAGUAUAUGUCUGUCUUUAUACUGUAAAUAUUUGCAUUGGAAAUUAAAGUGCUGCUACUUCUUUA
This is a messenger RNA of Stegodyphus dumicola, 1421 nucleotides long. RefSeq names its product protein phosphatase 1 regulatory subunit sds22 (gene sds22). The record is from RefSeq and is a predicted model, not a curated record. Gene Ontology annotation, molecular function: protein binding. NCBI's taxonomy places the organism in Eukaryota, Metazoa, Arthropoda, Arachnida, Araneae, Eresidae.